Messenger RNA from Ceratosolen solmsi marchali, 2391 nucleotides. RefSeq names its product espin protein forked (gene f). Gene Ontology annotation, cellular component: cytoplasm. Bases 32 to 2338 code for a protein of 768 amino acids. The transcript is spliced from 11 exons. The record is from RefSeq and is a predicted model, not a curated record. NCBI's taxonomy places the organism in Eukaryota, Metazoa, Arthropoda, Insecta, Hymenoptera, Agaonidae. Gene Ontology annotation, biological process: actin filament bundle assembly. Gene Ontology annotation, molecular function: actin filament binding.
AGAUGAAAGCGCUUUCCAAUGCCACAUUGCAAUGGCCAAAGACAGGUUAGGUUCAGAUUAUUCAGAGAAUAUAAGUGAAAUAACACCAAGUAGCAGCUGCAUGAUUGGCUCUAUUGAUAAGUGCUCAUUGCGCGGCUGCAGCGGUAUGUUCCAGGAGCCGUUUUUCCUGCACCCGCCGGGCUCACGGCCUCGAGACGGCCUCUACAUUAAUCCGAUGAACUCGCCCUUCCAGACCAGUCGACAGAAGGAAAGCGCUAGUCACGGCUCUUCUGAGUCCUUUUAUCUACACAGUCCUCACGACCUCAUCUAUACGCGCAUCACACACCUGUUCGAAGAUGGUGGCGAUCGGACCAACGUUAACAGCCGCUCGUCGACCGAAGGGAAGGACGAUACUCUAACUGUGAAAGUGGAUGUGCACAUCAAUAACGGUACGCUAAUACCGAAUGGAAGUACUAACUCCUUGAGAUCCGAGCUGGCCAAGGACAGUGGUAGCGAACAUGCCUACGAACAAAUCUGCAUCGGUCACGAGGAGCAGGGCAACCACAAGUAUACAGGAGCCGCCAAGAAGCACCCCGAUAAUGCCUCGGAUAUCAGCAGUCGAUCACGUAAGAUGGAUCGACGAUACAGCAGAAGCAGCAGUGCUAGUGAAUCAUCUAAUAUGAGUAGCGAAGUCCAUUGUUACUCUUCAACGACGUCGACUCCCUCACUUUCUCGUAACAGUAGCAAUGAGCGUAUGAGCAAAAGUCCGAAGGUUACGGAAAUAUUGGCAGGGAAUAAUUGUAAAAUUUUAGAAAGGAAAACCUCGACGACGAGCUCGACAAGAGCAGAAAGUGAAAAGGGGACGAAGGCAGUGAUCUCUGGAUCCAGUAUGUUUAGGCCACCGCCUCCGCCACCGCCACCACCGCCGGAAAUUGAGGAGGUAGUGAUUGUUACUUCCAAAAUUGCCGAGAAUAAUAUUAAGGAACAGAAGCUUAACGGAAAUCAGUCAUCAACACAAGAGCAAAAAUUCAACUCUAAUAUUACGACCAUUUCCGCAGUGGCUGCCAGACCCAACGACGAGGACGAUGCCGCCGCCGUGGCUCAACGAGUUCCCGGGGACUCGGCAGUCGGCAGCUGUACGCCGAACGCCAGCGCCGAGGAGGAGAGUCGAUGCACUACGAGUGUACAGCCAACGGGGACGUCUCAUCCGCUCAGUAGGCACAUGGUUCUACCCUUCAUACCGCCCAAGUUCGCCAACCAGGCCACGGACUCCGAGAGUUUGCUCAAACCCUCGGAGUAUUUGCGCAGUAUUUGCAAGGGAGCCACCUCCGGUCCAGCCAACAGCCUCUCCAAAGCCAGAUCGGUGGAUAAUUUGGACAUCCAGGGCUGUGGAAGCGACGACGAGAACCGAAAAAGCGAUGGAGAUGUGCAGCCCGUGAGGACGGAGUUGUCAGGACCACCCCCACCGCCUUUACCGCCACCACCCAAUAACGGUAUUGUUACAUUGUUAUCAACAAAUUCGACGGCCGAAAGGGAACACCUGGUGAAGCAAAGUCAGCAUCAGCAACAGCAGACACAGCAGCCCUUGGCUACUAUUAGCAUUCAGGAUCUAACAAGUGUUCAGCUGAGGCGUACCAAUGUCAAGAUGAAUGCUACGAAAACAUUUUCAGCCCCACCCAAUCGCAGCGUUUCCAUGACCAAUGUGUCGGAAGCAUUUUUUAUUCAGAAAACAGACUUGAUAGCAGAAUUGAAAAAAACAAAAGAUAUUCCCGGAAUAAAGAAGUUAAAAGUACAGCGCGCUCAAGUUGAAAAGUCAGAAGAGCAAAAUCUUAUCACAGAAAUUAAUAAAGCUUUUAGUAUUUCCAAUUUUGUAGACCAAAUUCCAGAAAAAGAUAAUUCUGGGAAUGUUAUUCCUAUAUGGAAGAGACAAAUGCUAGCGAAAAAAGCAGCUGAACGUGCAAAAAAAGAAUUAGAAGAACAAAUUGCACGAGAAAACGAGGAAAAAAGACAAAAAGCAAUACCACCUUGGAAAAGACAGUUAUUGGCUAAAAAAGACAGCGAAAUAAAAAUUGUAGGGGCUAAUCCAGUACAAUCUGUUGCGUCAGUAACUAUUCCCUUGGCGAAAGUUGAGAGUCCAUUGAUUUCAAAAAAGGACAUCAGCGUCGACAAUCCACCAACUUCUUCUAAUAUAUUGCUGAUUUCAGCAAUGCCAUCUAAAUCAAGUGAAGAAAAUAAAUCUGCAAUAAUUCAAGAAGACGAAAAAAGAAAUGGAACAAAUGAUGAUUCCGAGUUUGUGCAUAUUAUUCCGUGGCGAGCGCAGCUACGUAAAACCAAUAGUAAACUCAAUAUUCUGGACUGAUACGAUUCAGUACAAAAUAUUUUGAAUUUUUCUCUUUUAUUGUAUUUGUGACA